Messenger RNA from Penicillium maclennaniae, 1485 nucleotides. RefSeq names its product sorting nexin-4. Gene Ontology annotation, biological process: cytoplasm to vacuole targeting by the Cvt pathway; autophagy. Lineage: Eukaryota; Fungi; Ascomycota; Eurotiomycetes; Eurotiales; Aspergillaceae. Gene Ontology annotation, molecular function: phosphatidylinositol binding. Gene Ontology annotation, cellular component: phagophore assembly site. The transcript has 2 exons. Bases 1 to 1485 code for a protein of 494 amino acids. The record is from RefSeq and is a predicted model, not a curated record.
AUGGAUCAACACGACGACUUCGAUAGCGUCUCCUGGAAACACGACCCGGACAAUGAUGUGUCCCGGCCGACGACAUCGGGAACGGAUGCGGAGGAGUCGCAUAGAGACGAGCAUGACUCCAAUGGCAAGCGCAGAAUGAGCUCUGCCCACGAUGAACCCCAGGCCGGUCCGCUGGCCGAUGCCGUAGACCUGGCUGGCAUCGGAGACGGUGUGCUAGAGUGCCAAGUCGACACCCCGAUGAAAGAAAGCGACGGUACCAAGGACGCAUAUAUCUCAUACCUGGUCACAACACAUACUGAUUUCAAGUCAUUUCAAAAAUCCGACUUUAGUGUAAGGCGACGAUACCACGAUUUUGAUUUCUUGUACAAGACACUCUAUCGCAAAUACCCAGCAUGCGCCGUUCCGCCAUUGCCAGACAAGCAGAAGAUGGAAUAUGUCACAGGAGACCGUUUCGGGUCAGACUUUACGAAACGCCGGGCGUGGUCGCUACACCGAUUCUUGAAACGUCUAACACUUCAUCCUGUAUUGCGCCGUGCGCCGCUUCUUACCAUCUUCCUGGAGUCGCCUGAUUGGAAUGCACACAUGCGGCUGCAUACGAAUCGUGGGUCAACAAGUACCGGUUCGGACAAUGCCACGCCGGGCAUCUUCGACAACCUGACAGAUUCAUUUGUCAACGCCUUCACAAAGGUCCACAAAGCGGAUCGCCGAUUUAUCGAAGUGAAGGAGAAAUCUGAUAAGCUGGACGAGGACUUGUCGCACGUGGAAAAGACCGUGGCGCGGGUCGCGCGGCGAGAGUCCGAUCUCGAAACGGACUACACCGAGCUGGCGACACAGUUCCGCAAGCUUGUACCUCUUGAACCGGCAGUCGAGAUGCCCUUGCAAGUUUUCGCAGCCUCGGUGGAGGAGACCGCACGCGGUGUUCAUGAGUUGAAAGAGCACACGGAUCAAAAUUAUUUGGGCUCGCUGCGCGACAUGGAGUCAUAUAUCCUGUCCGUCAAGGCCCUCCUCAAGACCCGUGAACAGAAGCAGCUAGACUUCGAGGCCCUAGUCGAUUAUCGCAACAAGGCUGUGGCCGAACGUGAUUCUUUGGCUGCCAACCCGGCUGCCUACUACGCCUCUAACCCGCUCACCUCUUCUCCCGCUUCCUUUAUUCGCUCUAAGAUGGAAGACAUGCGUGGUGUCGACCAUGAGCAGUCCCGGCGCGAACGAGUUCGCAAGCUCGAGCUUCGCAUCGACGAGCUAACCCGUGAAGUCGAAUCAGCCCGGACGACGUCGGAAAUGUUUGACGAAGAAGUCGUUCGAGAGGUGGCAGACUUUGAGCGUAUCAAGGCCGUAGAGUUCCGUGAUUCCCUCGGCUCUCUAGCAGAGUCACACAUCGAUUUCUACCAGGGUGUCCUUUCCACCUGGGAGCGAUUUAUUGCCGAAAUGGAGGGUGACUCUGAAAUCGGUCUCGAGGCUGAAGAAGCUGCUAUGGGAGUGCGGUAG